This is a messenger RNA of Phaedon cochleariae (mustard beetle), 924 nucleotides long. NCBI's taxonomy places the organism in Eukaryota, Metazoa, Arthropoda, Insecta, Coleoptera, Chrysomelidae. The record is from the annotation of a GenBank genome assembly.
AUGCCGGACAUUUGUGGUUUUUGCUCGAAUAAUGUGAGUAGGUCAAACCCAGGAAUACCGUGCAGUGGCGGGUGCUCGAAACUGUUCCACCUGAAAUGUGCCAAAUUACCGGCCUCGUUCGCGGACAUACCGGGUGAUGCAGGAGUGAGCUGGCUAUGCACAAGCUGUAAAAAUUCGAGGAAAACAAACAAAACUGCUAGCAUGGAUUCAGAUCUGGUUGAAAGGCUGGUCAAUUCCAUAGAUAAUAUGCAACUCGAAAUAAAGUCUAUUAAAACCGAGUUUCACGACUCUCUAAAUUUCUACGGCGGCAAAAUCGACGAAUUUACUGCUCGAAUGAACGAUUUUCAAGUAACAGUCAAUGCACUUCAAGGUCUGCGGGAAGAAGUAGAUUCUAUUGGAAAAGAAUGUAGGAAACUUCGAACUGAGCUCGAAUUGCUACACCAACAAGGGAGAAAUCGCAAUCUUGAAAUAUGUGGUGUACCGGAAGGUCGUAAUGAAAAUACCAAACGUCUAGUCCAAAGCAUUUGCUCAAAAUUACAGGUCGAAAUCAAAGAAGAAGACUUCGAAGAAUGUCACAGAGUGGCCACUUUCCCUAACGCUAAUGGAACAACCAAUCACAAAAAUAUUGUUGUGAAAUUCUACUCUCGCUCUAUCAGGUCUGCAAUUCUGGAAAAGCAGCGUAGCUUGAGACAUAAUAUAAACCUGAACGACGUAGGUUUUCAAGGGGAGGGGCGUAUCUUCAUUAAUGAACAUUUAUCACCAUUCUUCAAACAGCUCUUUAGAAAAGCUAGAGAGGCAUGCAAAAAACAUAACUAUAAGUUUUGCUGGAUAAGAGAUGGUAAAAUAUUCGUCAAAAAGACUGAAUCCAGUCGUCCAAUACACAUCAUAGAUGAAGAAAUCCUUCGUAUUUCAGUCAGAGCCUAA